Morone saxatilis (striped sea-bass) is the source of this 3173-nucleotide messenger RNA. It is a transcript of the gene cdadc1, whose product is annotated as cytidine and dCMP deaminase domain containing 1. Lineage: Eukaryota; Metazoa; Chordata; Actinopteri; Moronidae. The record is from RefSeq and is a predicted model, not a curated record. Gene Ontology annotation, molecular function: zinc ion binding; hydrolase activity.
GAAGCCCCUCCACCUGUCCACCUUGACACUCUGUCGCAGGUUAAUACUAAUUCUGGUUGAACUCUUGCCACUUGCUCUUCUGUUAUUGGAAGCCGGGACGACAUAUUAUAUCUCUAGCUGACGGCUGAAUGGAAGGAAGCGACAUACGGAACCGAGCCGAUCCGGGCCAGUCGAGGCCAGGUCGAGAUACGAAAGACAGCAGCACCCAGACUGACAGCCGAGUACAAGGUCCGUGGGAUUGGUCUGGUGGUUGUGCGGGACAGUAAGGUGGUGGGACUCCACUGUUCAGGACCUGAGCUCCACGCAGGACAGGCAGCCAUCAUACAACACGGCGCCAGCCUGGCUGACUGUCACUUGUACUUCUCCAGGAGACCCUGCGCCACCUGCCUCAAGAUGAUCAUCAACGCGGGAGUCAGUCAGAUCUCCUUCUGGCCCGGGGACCCCGAGGUCAGCAUGCUGAGCUCCACCUCUACAAACCAUUCAAAAUCCCGCAGCCCACCCGACAGCAUCACGGAGGAGGCCGCGCUGGACGCCGUGGCAAUCGAGAAGCUCAAGUCCAACAGCCGCCCUCACAUCUGCGUGCUGCUGCAGCCGCUGGCGCCCGGCCUGGCGCAGUUCGUUGACGAGACGUCCAGAGAGUGUGAUUUCAUGGAGAGAGUGGCUGACGAUGAACCAGGGCUGAACACAGAGGAACUUUUCAACAGAGAGUGGACCAGACACCUGAAGCACUUCUCCAGACAGUUCCUGGUUGAGACGCCUCGGCAGCACCGGUACAUUUUGACCCAUAUGGGUCUGGAGAACUUCUGCGUGGAGCCGUACUUCUCCAACCUGAGAAACAACAUGAGGGAGCUGGUGGAGGUUCUCGCCGCAGUGGCUGCUGGGGUGCCACAGCAACAACACGGCUUCUACAGGGAGCAGCAUUCAACGCCCGAGUCAUCCCUAGCCAAAUCCCCGCCACCUCCUCGCCACGACGGACUGUCCCAAGAUGUGGCUCGCCAUUGCAUCGUACAAGCCCGGCUGCUGGCUUACAGAACAGAGGACCCUAAAUUGGGAGUGGGUGCUGUUAUCUGGGCCAAAGGACAGUCGGCUGGCAGUGAUGGAACAGGCUGUCUGUACCUGGUGGGUUGUGGGUACAACGCUUACCCAGCAGGCUCACAGUACGCCGAGUACCCCCAGAUGGACAACAAACAGGAGGACCGGCAGAGGCGCAAGUACAGAUACAUCAUUCACGCAGAGCAGAACGCCCUCACCUUCAGGACUCGAGCCAUCAAACCAGAGGAGCCCACCAUGCUGUUUGUGACCAAAUGUCCAUGCGACGAGUGUGUGCCUCUGAUCAGAGGAGCCGGCAUCACACACAUCUACACCACCGACCAGGACCGGGACAAGGACAAGGGGGACAUUUCUUACCUGCGGUUCAGCAGCCUGAAGAACAUCAGCAAGUUCAUAUGGCAGAAGAGCCCUUCACCUGGCUCAGCGUCCUCUCCUCACCGGGCCAACGGUUGUGUCGGGAAGCACAGCAGGCAGACCGAUCAAGAAAGCCACAGCACCAAGAAGCUGUGCACCAACAGAUCGCACGACUCGCCUACUGUUAGCUGAACGUUGGCCAUAGAUGGAUUGAUGGACAGACCGAUGAAUGGAUACACAAAAAAAACAACAACACAGAAUCCGGUUUUUAGCCAACUUUCCACAGAUUAGAUGUUUUAUGGCUCGAGCUGGGAGGAGUCUAAAUAUUAUUUCCUCCCUGAACAUCAAAUCUGUGCCACAUCAUUAUUUUACAUUAUUUAUUUGCUCUUUUACCCAGAACUGGGGUUGGUUUUGUGAGCCAUGUUUUUUUUUUUUAGGAAAUCAUUGAUUGAUCAUUGGUUAGUGUAUAUGUGAACAUCAACAUCUUUCCUGUGUCCUUCUGUAGACUGUUGAAUCUGCUGCUGCAUGUUUAUGUUUUAUACCAUACUGAGUGAUAAUGGACAGCAGACGCUGGCAGUCUCAGAUGAAGAUUGGUGAAGUUGAAACCUAAAAGGUUGUAUUUGAACUACCUGGGACUGCUUUGAAUAGGAAUUGUGUCCUUUUAAGGCUCAAAUCUAAGAAGAGGGAGCCGCCCUUAGAACACAUGAUCUCUAACUUUCCAUCCGCCGUAUCUUUUACGUCCUGUUAUUCAGAAGUCAUUGGCAGGGGGUUGGAGAGACGAGGACAAGAUGAAAACCAUACAACACGCUGACCUCAGAGAGAAACCUUUAAGAAGGGAUGGAUGGAUGGAUGGAUGGAUGCAAUAAUGAGGGAAGAGGUAAGGAAUGCAUGUGGAUGUUGGAGACUGUAGGGAUAGUAAGGAUACCACAAAAAAUAGUAUAUUUAAUAUAGUAAUAUAAAGUGUGAUAUGUGGAUUUGUUCAUGAUGUUGAUAAUCUUUUAUAUAAAGUGGUUUAAAUAGUUUAUUUAAAUACUGUAAGUUGAAUGCACAGGGUACCAUGGGUGUAGCCCCAGUUCUCUAGGAUGUUGACUUGAAUAAUGUUUAAAAGAACUGCAGAUGCUGACGCAGCACUCCAGCUCUCGGAUCAUUUAAUUUGAAAGACUGUAAGAAUAUUUUACUGAAGAUUAUAUUACAAUUGUUUUGUUUUUCAUUUUAAUUUGAAGCAAAAUGCACUCAGUUUGCAACUCAGGCUUGAAAGAAAAAAAAAUCCCUUCCGUCAUAUUUAUUCUCCGAAGUGCAGACGAAGACAAAGAGGAAGCAGCAUCUUCCUCAUGAAAGGAUUAGAUUAAAAGAAAAUGAGAUUUUGUUUCAGUAAUACCAAAAGAACAAAGUGUUCUCUUUCUUUAAAUCAUGAAGUCAUGAUUCAUUUCACAGUAAUAAAGAUGCAUUGGAUAAAAUGCUUCAUGAAGCAGUUUUAAGAAAGAAGGAAUUUGAUAGCGAAGCUUUAAUCUGGCGUCAUUAUUUUCAUUAUUUAACCAAAGUGUUGAGGAUUCUGCACGAGAACCCGUUCUACUUGCAUUGUAUGUCAUACCUUUUUUCUCACACGCAGUUCAAAUGUUUCUGUAGCUGAGAUCCAUUCAUGGAGAAAGACUUAAAGACUGAGUUAAUCUCAGAGUGUUAGCUGUGGAGCCUCUCAGCAUCAUUCAGAAAAACAAGUUAAACUCUUGAAACUGACAUGCUGCAAUAUAUACACAGAAUGAAAAUAAAAU